UACAUACGAGUCAUACCAAGCAUAGCCAGCAUGUCAGCGCAGUCAGCUUGCAGCGGGCUGUGAGGGAGAGUGCCUUUGUCCUAAGAAAUGUGCUUUGUGUUUUUUUUUUACUGCUUUCUUUUUAAACCCUCAAGACAAGCUUUGGAAGACUGCUGAAGUGAUUUUUUUUAAAGCCGAGUAGAGGACGAAAUACAGACACUGCCUUCCAGUAAGCCCUGGACAGGUUUUGUUUGAUUCUGAUUUUUUUUGUGUGUGUGUGUGUGUGAUCUUUUUUUAAAAACAAAAACUUUUAUAUACUUUGCUUGACUCUUGUGAGGCUGGGCCUCUAUUUUACUAAAGUUUUAGGAGAGCCUGGAGCUACUCAGCUAAGACUGAAUUUUGAAACUUUCUCUUCGGGAGUGAAAGCAAAGAACUGCCUUUCUUUGCUAGCCGGACAGAUAAAUGCUGUUUAUGAAGAUGGACCUGUUGAACUACCAGUACUUGGACAAGAUGAACAACAACAUCGGGGUUCUGUGCUACGAAGGUGAAGCUUCUCUCAGGGGAGAACCCAGAAUGCAGACCCUCCCGGUGGCUUCUGCCCUCAGCAAUCACCGCACAGGCCCACCCCCCAUCAGCCCCAGCAAGAGGAAAUUCAGCAUGGAACCCGGGGACAAGGACCUCGACUGUGAAAGCGAUCACAUCUCCAAGAUGAGCCGCAUCUUCAGCCCCCACCUGAGUAAGACCGUCAACGGAGACUGCCGCCGAGAUCCCCGGGAACGGAGCCGCAGUCCCAUUGAGCGGGCCGCAGCCCCGGCUGUGAGCUUGCAUGGUGGCCACCUGUAUGCAUCCCUCCCUGGCCUCAUGGAGCAGCCUCUUGCGCUGACUAAGAACAGCAGUGACACCGGCAGGUCGGCUGUGGAGCGGCAGCAGAACCGGCCCUCCGUGAUCACCUGCGCAUCUGCAGGCGCCCGCAACUGCAACCUCUCUCACUGCCCCAUUGCGCACAGUGGCUGUUCUGCACCCGGGUCUGCCAGUUACCGAAGACCACCCAGUGCAACUGCCACCUGUGACCCUGUGGUGGAAGAGCACUUCCGUCGGAGCCUGGGCAAGAACUACAAGGAACCAGAGCCAGCACCCAACUCAGUGUCUAUCACUGGCUCUGUGGAUGACCACUUUGCCAAAGCACUAGGUGACACAUGGCUUCAGAUCAAAGCGGCCAAGGACAGCGCUUCCAGCAGCCCAGAGUCAGCCUCCCGCCGGGGCCAACCUGCCAGCCCCACUGCCCACAUGGUCAGCCAUAGUCACUCCCCCUCUGUGGUCUCCUGAAGGGGGCUCCAUCCUCCAGCCACACAAGGAUCUGCAUGGUUUGCCUGAGCUUUCAACAGUCAGUGCUUCAAAAAACAAAAAGCAAAAAAACAAAAAAACAAAAAAAAAAAAAAAAAAAAAAAAAAAAAAAAAAAAAAAAAAAAAAAAAAAAAAAAAAAAAAAAAAAAAAAAAAAAUUCGGGGGGGGGGGGGGGGGGUGGUUUAUUCGCAAAACCAUGUUGCCUGGACUUUUGUUCUGCUCUGUUUUGUACUUUUUGGUGUUCGUACAAGGGGUCUCACCAUGGCAACAGGAACAGCAUGGAGCAUCGGUCCAGCAGAGCAUCCUUGCUUCCUGUCCUGGUUACCAAAGAAACCUCUGCAGGUCUGCCACCUGGCAGCCGGGACCCUGCGGCCCUUUCCUAGUCACAAGCCAUGAAGACAUGGGGAUCCGGACGCUUUGUGCUCUUAGCUUUUGAGACUGGGUGUGCACGGCUUGGCUUCCUCCUGGGGUCCAGCUCAGUCCAUGUGUACAUGUGUCUGCCUGAAAAGAACUGUCCUGAUUUGCACUAUGGAGGGCAGGGCUGCCUGUUGGGCGGCUGUCUGCGAUGCCAGCACCAAGGGCAAACUGCUAGGGAACACUUCUGAUCAUGUGUGCUUGCAUUGUUGCUGAACUUAGAAGGUCUCUAGCAGGUUCUAGGUCUUUCUCUCUAGUCUUGAGGUGCUCACAACUGGACUGCAGGUUCCCCCUGACCAUGGGCAUUUACCGUCUCUGAACACUGCAGUUGGUGAGGCUAGUGCAAAGGCUGGAGGACUCCGUAGUGCUUCUGACAUGGUGCAUGUCUUAAUACGAAAAAUAGCUGGUUUCUAUUGACUGUAAGCUCAGACUGUAGCACUGACUGGCUUUUUGGCGGCGGCAUUAGCCUAUCCCGUCAGUUACAGCCCUGGAUACAUUCACUGCUGGUACAGCUGUGCUUCUGAGAGGUGUAGUCGAUGCUCACUUCACUCCGAAAAGGAGUGCACAGCCGGUGGGUGUGGUAGGCUGGGGAGCCCAUUGCUGCUGAUUUUUCUGCAUCCUGGGUGGGGGACUUGAGUUCAUGUCUUUAGGCUCCUCAGUGCAGACUGCUCCUUUCCAACUCCUGGCCAACCAGCAGGUGCCUGACAGUCUGCAACAUGGGGCUGCGUGCGCUUCCUCUCAUGCCGGGGCCAAGGCUGUACACAUUCCUCUAUAAUAACUCUACAGUUAUUCCUGCAUCACUAGUGCCCGCUCUAUUAAUAGCUACUAACUAGACAUUAGAAGCAAGCAGGACAGACAGGGCUGGGGAUGCCCCACAGCAGCUGCUCCUCCCGGCCGUGAGCUUUUCUGUCCCCUGUCCCGGCCCGCUCGAGGAGGGCUAGGACAUCACCUAGCUAGAACCACCUCCUCAAAAAGGCAUUAUGGACUCCUUGCACAGGGGAGCCCAUGGGGCUGACGUUCAGUAGGAGGAAGACAGGUUAGCUGUUGAACUUGGGAAACAGGCGAGGGUGGGAAAGCGGGGACUGAUACCCGAGUUACAGGGUGGCUACCGGCCUUCACACAAGUGGACAGCCCUCCUGCCCCGCACACUUCACUCCACUCUCCUGGGCUUCCAAGCUUGGCAUUCAGGCCCCUAUAUUUUCUGUAGGAAAAAAAAAGAAUUGUUGAGAACACUUUUUUUAUAUAGGUAAUUUUAAAGACCAUCAUUACGCUGUGCGUAAAGAGUGUACAGAGAAAUUUGUAGGUAUUUUUGAAGAACAAUUAAUUUGUUAAUGAUAUGUAGCUAUUUAAUUUUUCCCCUUUCCUAUCGUAAUCAUUUUUUUGUUGUUUGGGAAAAAAAAAGUUGAUCUUUUUUUGUCGUAGGUGUGUCUGUAAUCGUGCAGGUACACAGUUACGCCAUGACAACACUGCGUCCGCAUUCAUAGCCACUAGUUUGUUAUUCUACAGGCUACUGAGGUUGUCACAGGAAAACAACCGCACCGCGGACUGGCUCUGUGGGCAGCAGGCCUCAGACACCCGUCAGUGAACGGGUCAUUGCUGUUGGGGUGGGGGUGGCAGGGUCUCUGGGGCACCGACCUAUCUGGAAUAGGCUGUGUCCUGGAGGGGAAUGCCACACGUCAGCGGAGGGGUGCGCCAUCCUGCCUGGGCAGGAGCUUGUGUCUUCCCCAGAACCAAGCCACCCAUGUGCGUGCUGACCCCUCUCUAUGUUUGUAAAUCUGUAAUAUACCAUUCUCUGUGGUCUGUUUUUCCUGGAAGAAGAAAAAAAAAGGUUUGGCAGGCCAUCUUUUUUUUUUGUUUUUGUUUUUUUUGUACUUAAAAAGUAGCCUUAAGAACAAUAAUAAAGUGCUCUUAAACCAAG
Molecule: messenger RNA, 3655 nt
Organism: Alexandromys fortis (reed vole)
Lineage: Eukaryota; Metazoa; Chordata; Mammalia; Rodentia; Cricetidae
Gene: Vgll4
Product: vestigial like family member 4
Exons: 5
Coding region: 442-1305 (287 amino acids)
Biological process (GO): negative regulation of DNA-templated transcription
Molecular function (GO): transcription coactivator binding
Source: RefSeq, a predicted model, not a curated record